CUUACCGAUACAUCUGAAGUUCAUACACUAGCAUCUACCGUCUCAAUUGGGCUAUUAAAUUUCCUGGUUUCGCGAACAAUUUAUAAAUGUCGCUAUUAACUACAAAAAACUUGGAAAUCUUUGUUAAUGAAUUUCUCAAAGAAGAUUUGAAACAAUUGGAACACCACAUCAAUGUUUACAAUGGAGAAAUUAUGGAGUACGUGCAACUCAAAAAUACCUUAGAGGCGCUAAAUGAGAACACUGAUGGUUCCUUCAAAACACAAAUGGAUAUCGGAGGCAAUAUAUUCAUGGAAGCCAAAGUGGAUAAUCCAUCAGACUCAGUCUUGGUUGACGUGGGAAAAGGUUAUUUCGUGCAAUUCACCUUGGAGGAAGCACUGAAAUUUUUGGAUUUUAAAGUAAAAGUUCUUACUAAAGAAUGUAAUGUGCUGCGAGACGAAAGUGUGAAAAAGCGUUCGGAUAUAAAACUAGCGCUGAUGUGUAUUGCUGAACAAGAAAACUUGUACCCGAAUAAAUAAGAUUAAGUGGUAUUUUAGGAUUAUAUUACAUUAAUUGGAGGAAUAAUUAGUAAUAUUUACUACACAUACAUAUAUUAUCGGAGUAAAUAUAAAUAAAACAUGUUGAAAGUCGCAUAUUAAGUUUUUAUUAAUUGUUGUACAAUAUUUGCUUUGUUAAAUGUAUAUUUAUUUAAAUUUAUAUAAUAUGUGAUUUACUUAACUGGUCAAAAUCUCAAUUGAUUAUAUUUUUUGAUGUUUUGUAUGUAUUAAAAUACAUAAAUGUA
Messenger RNA from Zeugodacus cucurbitae (melon fly), 778 nucleotides. RefSeq names its product protein UXT (gene Uxt). The transcript has 2 exons. The record is from RefSeq and is a predicted model, not a curated record. Gene Ontology annotation, biological process: negative regulation of transcription by RNA polymerase II; protein folding. The coding region runs from base 87 to 515 and encodes 142 amino acids. Lineage: Eukaryota; Metazoa; Arthropoda; Insecta; Diptera; Tephritidae. Gene Ontology annotation, cellular component: prefoldin complex; cytoplasm. Gene Ontology annotation, molecular function: transcription corepressor activity.